Messenger RNA from Gopherus flavomarginatus (Mexican gopher tortoise), 4820 nucleotides. RefSeq names its product ALK receptor tyrosine kinase (gene ALK). NCBI's taxonomy places the organism in Eukaryota, Metazoa, Chordata, Testudines, Testudinidae. Gene Ontology annotation, biological process: regulation of neuron differentiation; regulation of cell population proliferation; protein phosphorylation. Gene Ontology annotation, molecular function: transmembrane receptor protein tyrosine kinase activity; ATP binding; protein binding. The record is from RefSeq and is a predicted model, not a curated record. The coding region runs from base 16 to 4197 and encodes 1393 amino acids. Gene Ontology annotation, cellular component: membrane; signaling receptor complex. The transcript has 29 exons.
CUGAGGAUCCGACUAAUGCCCGAGAGAAAGGCGGCAUUCCUGGGCAGGGAGCGCAGCUUAUCUGCGGCGAUCAGAGCCUCCCAGCCCCGCCUGCUGUUCCAGAUCUCCAGGAGAGGUAUGAGCACUUUGGAAUCUCCCACGAAUAUUCCUUCUCUCCUCCCUGAUUUCUCUGCCUGGAAUUUAACUUGGGUCAUGAAAGACUCUUCCCCUUUCUUCCCUCACAGAGGACAACAUGUGUUUGACUGCAGUUUUGAAUUACCUUGUGAACUGGAAUAUUCUCCUCCACUGAAGGACAAAGAAAACCACAACAGGACCUGGCACAGAGUGAGUGCAGAGGAGCUAAACCUUUUGGAUGGACCAAAGAGAGAUCACUCUGAGAAUUCACCAAGAGGUUCAUUCCUGUUCCUCAAUACAUCAGAAAGCAUGAGCCCCAUCAUCUUGAGCCCCUGGCUGAGGAGCAGUAGUGAGCAAUGCACUAUUCAGGUGUCUGUGUACAGGCAUCUCCAACAAAGCGGGGACUAUAUUGCUCGGCUUCUACCUGCUGACGAAAGUAGCAGUGAAAUCCUGUCGGUCCCAAGUCAAGAGAAACAUGGAUGGGUGCUUCUGCAGAAGAGAGUUGGACACCUUAAGAAACCUUUUCGGAUUUCACUGGAAUAUGUUGCUAGUGGGAACAGGAGUGUAGCUGCCAUAGACUCCUUUGCAAUGAAGAACUGCAGUUCAGGAUCUCCUUCUGGCUCCAAAAUGGCCCUACAGGGUUCCUUCAGCUGUUGGAAUGGAACAGAAAUCAAACUGGGGCAGGCAUGUGAUUUCAUCAGAGACUGUGCAGAGGGAGAGGACGAGGGAGAUAUGUGCAAAAAGCUCCCCCCUGGCUUUUACUGUUCAUUUGAAGAAGGGGACUGCGGCUGGACACAGAGCUCUCCCACCUCUCUCACUUUUCCAUGGCAGAUCGGAAACCUGGAGUACAGCCACUUCCCUUCACUAGAAGGCUCUGCACUCUUGCUGAGCACCAGUAAGGUCCCAGUGGCAGAAACGAUCAUCGUGACCAGCGCUGUGUUUCCAGCUCCAAUUAGGAAUUCUCCCUGUGAGCUCCGAAUGUCAUGGCUCAUCCACGGCUUCUUGUUCGGAAAUAUUUCCCUGGUCCUUGUCGAGAACAAAACGGGGAAGGAACAAAGCAGAACGUUCUGGCACUUCACUAACAGUGAAGGUUUGGGAGUCUGGCAGUCGAUGGUUUUAUCUCUUCCUGAUGUGUCAGACAGGUUUUGGCUUCAGAUCAUCACUUCAUGGGAAGAAGAAUCCGAUGCCAUUAUUGCUUUUGACAAUGUGUCUCUUAGCCUGGACUGUUAUCUAACAAUCAAUGGAGAGAAGACAUCUCGAGAUGCAGCUCCGGAUUCGAGCAAUCUGUUCAUCAAAGGAGACAGCCAGAAAAGGAUCAGAUUGGAACAAAAGAUUCUGGAGAGCCUCCAACUCAGCACUGUUCCCAUCUCUGGUCCUGCAGAUCAGUGGUUGUUCACCACAUGUGGUGCCAGUGGACCGCAGGGACCCACUCAGACCCAGUGCAAUGAUGCCUAUAGGAACUUCAAUCUCAGUGUUAUAGUGGGGGCUGAAGGAAUUCUUCAAGGUGUGCAGAUCUGGAGAGUGCCAGCAACCAAUACUUACAGCAUCUCAGGCUAUGGAGCAGCUGGUGGGAAAGGAGGGAAGAAUACUAUGGUGAGGUCCCAUGGUGUGUCCAUAUUGGGGAUUUUUGACCUCCAAAAGGAUGAUGCCUUAUAUAUCUUGGUGGGCCAGCAAGGAGAAGAUGCCUGCCCUAGUACUAACCACGUUAUACAGAAAGUAUGCAUUGGAGAGAAUAACGUGAUUGAAGAGGAGAUUCGAGUAAACAGGAGUGUCCAUGAAUGGGCAGGAGGAGGUGGUGGAGGGGGAGGAGCAACGUAUAUAUUUAAGAUGGAGAAUGGAGAACCAGUCCCCUUGAUAAUUGCAGCAGGAGGUGGUGGCAGGGCCUACAGGGCCAAAACAGAUACUUUUCAUCCAGAAAAGCUGGAGAAUGAUUCAUCUGUUCCAGGUCUGAAUGGAAAUUCAGGAGCUGCAGGUGGUGGAGGUGGCUGGAAUGAUAACACUUCCUUCCUGUGGUCAGGAAAGUCCUUGCUGGAAGGUGGCAAUGCUGCAGUGGACAAUGAUCCAGAAAUGGAUGGGGAGGAUGGUGUGUCCUUUAUUAAUCCACUGGGUACUUUAUACACCCCCGCACUAAAAGUGACAGAGGGGCACGGAGAGGUGGCUAUUAAGCUGCACCUCAACUGCAGCCACUGUGAGCUUGAUGAGUGCCGUGUUGAUCUGGAGACUCAAAAAGUCAUUUGCUUCUGUGAGCCUGGGACAGACCUGGCUGACGAUGGUGUUUCUUGUGUAGCUGACCCCGUGGCUCAUCUCCCCCUCUCCUUGGUCUUGUCUGUAGUGACGUCAGCACUGGUUGCUGCUCUCAUUCUGGCUUUUUCUGGGAUCAUGAUAGUGUAUCGCCGUAAACACCAGGAGCUGCAAGCCAUGCAGUUGGAAUUACAGAGCCCCGAGUACAAACUGAGCAGGCUGCGCACCUCCACUAUUAUGACCGACUACAAUCCCAACUACUGCUUUGCAGGAAAGACCACCUCCAUCAGUGAUCUCAAAGAGGUGCCUCGGAAAAAUAUCUCCCUCAUAAGGGGUUUAGGCCAUGGAGCCUUUGGCGAAGUAUAUGAAGGUCAGGUGGUGGGAAUCCCCAGUGACCCCAGUCCCUUGCAGGUGGCUGUGAAGACAUUGCCAGAGAUGUGUUCAGAGCAAGAUGAGCUGGAUUUCCUCAUGGAAGCUCUUAUUAUCAGCAAGUUCAACCACCAGAACAUCGUGCGCUGUAUUGGAGUCAGCUUGCAGGCGCUGCCACGCUUCAUCCUGCUGGAGCUUAUGGCUGGAGGGGACCUGAAAUCCUUCCUGAGGGAGACACGGCCUAGACCGAGCCAGCCCUCUUCCCUUUGCAUGCUGGACUUGCUACAUGUGGCUCGUGACAUUGCAUGUGGCUGUCAGUAUUUGGAAGAAAACCACUUCAUUCACAGGGACAUUGCUGCCAGGAAUUGUCUCCUUACUUGUCAAGGGCCUGGAAGAGUAGCUAAAAUUGGAGACUUUGGAAUGGCCCGGGACAUAUACAGGGCCAGUUAUUAUCGAAAGGGCGGGUGUGCCAUGCUGCCAGUCAAAUGGAUGCCACCUGAGGCCUUUAUGGAAGGAAUAUUUACUUCAAAAACUGAUACAUGGUCCUUUGGUGUGUUGCUGUGGGAGAUAUUCUCUCUUGGAUAUAUGCCUUAUCCUAGCAAAAGUAACCAGGAGGUUCUGGAGUUCGUAACAAAUGGAGGAAGGAUGGAUCCACCCAAAAACUGCCCUGGCCCUGUGUAUCGUAUAAUGACCCAGUGCUGGCAGCACCAGCCUGAAGACAGGCCAAACUUUGCCAUAAUACUGGAGAGGAUUGAAUACUGCACCCAGGAUCCUGAUGUCAUCACCACUGCUUUACCUGUGGAAUAUGGCCCAUCCAUUGAGGAGGAGGAGAAGGUUCCAAUGCGCCCAGAAGACCCUAAAGCAAUCCCUCCUCUGAUGGUCUCCCCACACCAAAAGAGAGAGGGUGACAAGCAGGCCCUGCCUUCUCCACCCCCUCUGCCUUCAACUGUCACAGCUGGAAAACCUUUGGCAAAAGUGGCAGUCCCCGAGCCUCCGGUUGCUGUUAAUGUGCGAUCAGCCCUGGAAGGGGGACACAUCAACAUGGCUUAUGCGCAGUCCACCCCGGCUUCUGACCUUCAGAAAGGCAGAGGGUCCAGAAAUAAGCCCACCAAUCUCUGGAAUCCAACAUAUGGCUCCUGGUUUGCAGAGAAGCCUGUCGUCAAAAACAGUUCUCUGCUGGAGAAAGAGAUGUCCGAGAGGGAGAAUUUGGGGCACGAAGGAAACUGUACUGUGGGGCCCGGCGUUGUGACUAACAGGCUGCCAGGCUCCUCUCUGCUCUUAGAACCGUCUUCACUAACAGCUAGUGUGAAGGAAGUGCCUCUCUUUAGGCUCCGCCACUUCCCCUGUGGGAAUGUCAACUAUGGAUACCAACAGCAGGGCUUACCCCUGGAAGUCUCUGCCCCACCUUGCGCUAGCAAUUAUGAGGACUCUGUCCAUAGAAACAAGAGCCAUGUAGCCCAUGAGGGGCCUUGAGGGCCCUCUGCACUCUUGACUCUCAUUCUGUGUGGCUCUUGAGCUUGGAGAGUGUUGUCCUUGUCAUCGAGAGAGAGCAGACAGUGCUAAUUUUCAUUAUGUGCCAACUAGCUCUAAAGUGCCACCCUUUGAAGCCGUAUUUUCAGAUAACCCAAGAAGCUUCAACUCAUCGGAGCCUCUACUACUACUAUGAGAAAGGGGGGAUAUUAACGUUAACUGCAAGGCCCAGCUUUCGGUUGCAUAAACUUAUAUGCAUGGUCAUUGUCGUGUCGUGCCCUUCCCUGUGCGCUUCUUCUCAAUUGUGUGUGCUCCGCUUAAAUGUAAGGUCAGGCUUCACUGCUUGAGUAUUUCAUGUUUGGGGUUUUCCUUGCCAAGCUGCUGGUUGCUGUGGAAUGGGACACUUGAAAUCCCCUAUGGAUGGCAGAGGUUUGAGGUGGCUUGGGAAAGAAGCAUUUAUUCAAAACAAAAAGGGUAAAACACCUUUGAAUGAAGACACCAGGGAACAUUCCCAAGUUGCAUUACAGCUGUAACGUCGUCUGCACCAGCAGUAAUUACGGUAUCAUUGGCAGGGCAAUGGAAAAAUGCCAGUCACACUGUUUGGUUUGAGUAAGAUGGGAAGUUAA